AGAGAGAGAGAGAGAGAGAGAGAGGGGGGGAGAGGGAGAAAGAAAUUGCGAGCCUGGAAAAAUGCGACGGAACCGCGCACACGGGGCAAAUAACCGUGGUGGAAUGAUCGAUGGAACGUCCGGUGCAUCGUGUGGAUUGCAUUAAUAACGACGAUCAUCCUAAUGCAUCGCGAACAAUCUUACGGUCACCGAUGUAGCGAGAGGGACGCUGCUUAGUGUCGGAAAGGACGGUACUCCUCACAUCGAUCAGUAUGGAUCGCAUGGGAAUAAUCUCCGUCGGAAGAAUGAGUGAUAACAGUGAUGCGGAGAUCUCAUCUAAGUAGGGCCGGCGACACGCGGCCGUUAACGUACAGGGGUUAGAUUUCAUCAUUAUCGCGACUGACGUCAACGCGUCGCGAUGUAAGAAACAAGCUCACUCUUCGCAAAUCACCAGUGAUUCGACGAUUCUCGAUCGAUGGACGUGAAUAAAAGAAUGUUGGAUUAAUUAUUGAAACGUCGAUCUGUCGACUUGGCCGAUGCGCCGCAAGAUACAUCAUUCGCGAACCACGAUACAUUUCCGCGUUAUAUCAUUAACGACGUCGAUCCCUAAUUGGGAGAAUGUGGCAUCGACAUUAUGGGAUUAUGUCAUGAGCGAAUUAUUAAACAACGGCUGUACUAUUCCGUUUAAACCGUGGAUCGCCGAGGGAAAACUGAUGAUUGAGAUACCAAAUGCUUUAAUUUGUGCGACAUAAUACGAGAUUGUGCGCUACACAUUUAUUCGCGCGCGGGUGGUGUGUAUAGAUGUACGGUGAUACGAAGUGAUUCUGUCCGCUCCGAUCGAGAGUAUGUAGAAUGCCACGAUCGUCGAUGCGCGAAGUGUGCUAGUGGAUUCAUUUUUAUCGCUGAUUAGAGUCUCCUGAAAACGAGGAUGCGUCUGAGAUAGUAUAUCGAUAUGUGAAUGAACCACGCCGGGGAAAAGCGAUGUCUACUUCUCUUCCCACACUUGUCUGUUUUAUAAUUUGUUUUGGUGGUAUAGCGUCAUGUUUACGAAACUUUCGGACUGAUUUCCUGGAGGAAUGGCCGACGCCGGGUACCGGGCCCCACUUCGAUAUCUCUAUGCAAUCGAACUUCACCGGGCUGGUGGGGAAGACGGUACAUCUCGUGUGCAAGGUGAAGAACUUGGGGAAUCGAACGGUUUCCUGGGUGAGGCACCGAGAUAUACACUUAUUAACGGUUGGUCGUUAUACCUACACCAGCGAUCAACGUUUCGAGGCACUACACUCCCCUCAUACCGAGGACUGGACCUUGAGGAUACGAUAUCCUCAGCGUAAGGAUUCCGGGAUUUAUGAGUGCCAAAUAUCAACGACCCCGCCCAUCGGCCACCCUGUGUACCUAACAAUAGUCGAACCGAUAACUGUUAUAAUCGGAGCGCCGGAUCUCUUCGUCAAUAAGGGCAGCACCAUCAAUCUGACAUGUGUCGUAAAAUAUGCCCCCGAACCACCCCCGACGAUGACUUGGAGUCAUAACUCGGAGGUUAUUAAUUUCGAUUCGCCACGUGGUGGUAUCAGUCUCGUUACGGAAAAGGGGCCUGAGACAACGAGUCGUUUGAUGAUCCAGAAAGCCGUGCCGAGUGACUCUGGAAUUUAUCGGUGCGAGCCGAGCAACGCGAAUCCCAGUAGCAUAAAAGUGCACGUGGUUAACGAGGAGCAUCCAGCCGCGAUGCAUCACGGGGAUGGAAGCUCAUCGUAUAGCAAGACAUGGCCGAUUUGUUUUAUAAUUUUAGUAAUAAUUAAUAUAAUGUUUAUAUAAGAUGAGAAGUACGGAAACACAAUUUACCCCGACACACACGAUGAAACGAGCGCGAUCGCCGAGAAUCGCGAAUUGCCUAUUUAACGUCGUCAACGUUUCUUGGAUAAAUUUGUGCAGGGUAAAACCGAACAUUACCAUUUACAUUAAAAGAAAAGAAAAAAAAACGAACUUCCGUGACCAAAAAAUUUUCAAAUAUCAGCACGGCACAAUAAUCGGUAAGAGCGUAGUAUUUUGUUAACGUAUAUCAUCAAGAACAAAUAACUUACGACGUCAAAAUUUAUUGUAUUAUUUGUAAAUAAAUUUAUUGUAUGUACAUAUCAAUAAAACGAUUGUCUUUAUCUGGA
This is a messenger RNA of Pogonomyrmex barbatus (red harvester ant), 2132 nucleotides long. RefSeq names its product defective proboscis extension response 8. The record is from RefSeq and is a predicted model, not a curated record. NCBI's taxonomy places the organism in Eukaryota, Metazoa, Arthropoda, Insecta, Hymenoptera, Formicidae. Gene Ontology annotation, cellular component: neuron projection membrane. Gene Ontology annotation, biological process: synapse organization.